Messenger RNA from Neltuma alba, 996 nucleotides. RefSeq lists its product as uncharacterized. The record is from RefSeq and is a predicted model, not a curated record. Lineage: Eukaryota; Viridiplantae; Streptophyta; Magnoliopsida; Fabales; Fabaceae. The transcript has a single exon. The coding region runs from base 1 to 996 and encodes 331 amino acids.
AUGAUUACUGGUAGUAAUGUUCUGAUUAUAAAUGAAGUAAAAUCUUUUCUGCACAAAAAGUUUAAAAUCAAGGAUUUAGGACCCCUAAAGUAUUUUCUUGGUCUAGAGGUUUUGAGAUAUGAACAUGGUAUAAUUCUCAGUCAGAGAAAGUAUGCCAGUGAGAUUGUUGAUCAAACAGGUUUGGAUGAGGGACAAGCUGUUACAACACCUAUGGAACAAAAUUUAAAACUCACAGCACAAGAGACAAGAGAUGAUCAUUAUAUUGAAGACUUUGGAGUCUAUAGAAGACUUGUUGGUAAGCUCUUGUAUUUGACCUUGACCAGACCUGAUAUCUCCUUUACUGUGCAGGUAUUAAGCCAAUUUAUACAAGAACCCAAGGAGUCUCACUUGAAGGCAGCAUUGCGGCUAGUCAAAUAUAUUAAGGAUAGUCCAGGACGUGGGAUACAUCUCUCAUCCCAUGGCUCUUUUGACCUGGAAUGCUUUUGCGAUUCAGAUCAUGGGAGCUGCACAGAUUCGAGGAGGUCUGUGACUGGAUUUCUGAUCAAGUUUGGAGGUUCUCUUGUUUGCUGGAAAUGUAAGAAACAGAGUACCGUUUCUAUAUCUUCAGCAGAGGCAGAGUACAGGGCUCUAAGAAUGGCAGCAGCGGAGAUCACAUGGCUUGUAGGACUAAUAAAAGAAUUACAAGUUCAUGGCGUUGAACCUGUAAAAGUACAUUGUGACAGCCAAUCUGCCAUUCAUAUAGCCUCAAACCCUGUUUUUCAUGAGAGGACCAAACAUAUAGAGAUAGAUUGCCAUUUUGUAAGGGAGAAGCUCUUAGCUGGAAUGAUAAUAUUCAGGCAUGUUAGAUCUGAAGAACAACUGGCAGAUAUCCUGACAAAAGCUCUUGGAGGACCACAACAUGAAUAUAUUUUGAGCAAGUUAGGAACCUGUGAAUAUAGAGUUCCUAACUUGAGGGGGGGUGUUAAACAUAUUCAUUGUUGUGAUUUAAUUGGGUAG